GCUACCUUUCUUUUUUGGCGGAGGGCGGCCAUUGGUUUCUUCUCUCCAACAUCGUGUGGCGGGUGUUUUUCUAGAUGCUACUCCUUUUUGCUUGCCCUAGAAGACGGCAUUUCAUCGCCAGGGCUUUGAUGCGUUGUGGAUGAUCGGCGCCGGGCGAGUGGAGCGAGGCGCUGGCUUGUAGCGGACCUAGCAGCUCAUAUUUCGGGAUCUCGUGGUGCCGCGCCCGGAAUCCGUCGCUCCUCCGAGCCUUGUGUGAUGCGUUGGCGCACUGGCUUGACCCCAGCAUUCAAUGUGUCAGAAUCUUAAAAAAUGGAAGAGGAGCUUAAGAACUUUGAGGAGCAUGUAAUGCCUGGAGAUCUUUUCCGUUCCCCGGUGAUCAUCGCCAUCGUUGUUGCGGUGCUGAUUCCUCUCGUUGCGACGAUCUUUUCGUACAACAAAAAGCCGAAGUUGCGCAGUGUGGAAGUGAAAGUCGGGGGUGAAGCUGGCCACACUCGCCGGAAUCACAGGUUUUUGAGUUUGAUCGAGACGCCGUGGGAAGGAGCAAACACACUUGCAGCACUCUUUGAGCAGGCUUGCUCUAAGUACCCAAAGAGGCCGCUGCUGGGAUCCAGAACUUUGAUCAAGUCCGAGACUGAAGUUAGCAAAGACGGCAAGAAAUUCGAGAAAGUGACUUUUGGGGAUUAUGUCUGGAUCACUUUCGAUCAAGCUUUUCAACGAGCACAGAACAUUGCAUCAGGGCUGGUGGCGCUUGGACAUGACAAAGAAGAAAAGAUUGCAAUCUUUGCGGAAACUCGACCCGAGUGGCUCAUUGCGCUGCAGGCCUGCUUCCGGCAAAAUUUUACUGUUGUCACAAUAUACGCAUCACUGGGUGAGGAGGCCCUUGCUCACUCGCUCAAUGAGACAGAGGCGACGACUGUGAUCUGCGACGUCAAGCAGCUGCAAAAAAUAAUUGGGAUGAGCAGCCACUUGAAGACUGUAAAGCGUGUCGUGUGCAUGGAUGAGGAAAACCAGCGCUUGGACACAAAUCUUCCCGGGAACACGAACUGGAAUGUGUCAUCUUUUUCACAGCUGGAGAAAUUGGGACGUGACACGCCAAGCGAGCCUCGUUUGCCGGCACCUGAGGAUCUUGCUGUUAUCAUGUAUACGAGCGGCAGUACGGGUAUGCCCAAGGGUGUGAUGAUUUCGCAUGCAAAUAUCGUGUCAACUGUUGCUGGUGUUAUGACUGCUGUACCGGAACUCAAUCACAAUGAUGUCUACAUUGCUUAUCUCCCACUUGCCCACAUUUUGGAACUCGCUGCGGAAGUGACCAUGCUGGCGGUUGGAGCUUCCAUUGGUUAUGGCUCACCGCUGACGUUAACCGAUAUAUCUAACAAGAUAAAGAAGGGAACAAAGGGUGAUGUAAGCGUGUUAAGGCCGACGCUGAUGACUGCAGUCCCUGCAAUUCUUGAUCGUAUCCGAGAUGGAGUCAGAAAAACGGUUGAUGCAAAGGGCGGUGCUGCCAAAAAGCUUUUCGACCUUGCCUAUCGACGACGCCUGGCAGCUAUUGAAGGCAGCUGGUUUGGUGCGUGGGGAUUGGAAAAGCUUUUCUGGGAUGCUCUGGUGUUCAAGAAGAUUCGCGGUGUACUUGGUGGAAGAGUUCGCGGAUUGUUAUCAGGUGGUGCCCCUCUCUCUGCCGAUACUCAACGGUUUAUAAAUAUUUGUUUCGGGAUACCAAUUGGACAGGGUUAUGGUCUUACGGAGACCUGUGCCGGUGCAACAUUUUCUGAAUGGGAUGAUAUUAGCGUUGGCCGUGUCGGCCCACCAGUCCCACAUUGCUAUAUCAAGCUCGUGAACUGGUCGUCUGGAGGAUACUUGGUGACUGAUAAACCCAUGCCUAGAGGAGAAAUUGUCAUUGGCGGCCCCAGUGUUACAUUGGGAUACUUCAAGAACCAGGGGAAGACGGAUGAAGAUUACAAGGUUGACGAGAGGGGCAUGAGAUGGUUCUACACUGGUGACAUUGGACAGUUCCAUCCCGAUGGUUGCCUGGAAAUUGUAGACCGGAAGAAGGACAUUGUUAAGCUUCAACAUGGCGAAUACGUAUCGCUGGGCAAGGUCGAGGCAGCAUUAUCGGUUAGCCCGAUGGUGGACAGCAUCAUGGUGCAUGCUGAUCCUUUCCACAGCUACUGCGUUGCGCUGGUUGUACCAUCGCAGAGUUAUCUGGAGAAGUGGGCGAAGCAGUCGAACGUGCAGUAUGGGAACUUCGGGGAGCUGUGCAAGAAGAAAGAGGCGGAGAAGCAGAUACUCCAAUCCAUGGCGCAGGUGGGCAAGGAAGCGAAGUUGGAGAGGGUUGAGAUUCCAGCGAAAGUGAAGCUGCUGCCAGAGGCGUGGACGCCCGAGACCGGCCUCGUCACGGCCGCGUUGAAGCUCAAGCGGGAGAACAUCCGGAAAACGUUCGCCGAUGAGCUCAAGCAGCUAUACGAGUAAACAACUGACGUAUGUCUUCCUUCCUUUCUCUUCUUUACAAUUAAACGAUGAGUCCCAUUAAAAUUCGA
This is a messenger RNA of Selaginella moellendorffii, 2531 nucleotides long. Its product is annotated as long chain acyl-CoA synthetase 9, chloroplastic. The record is from RefSeq and is a predicted model, not a curated record. The transcript has 13 exons. Bases 310 to 2463 code for a protein of 717 amino acids. Lineage: Eukaryota; Viridiplantae; Streptophyta; Lycopodiopsida; Selaginellales; Selaginellaceae. Gene Ontology annotation, cellular component: endoplasmic reticulum; membrane. Gene Ontology annotation, molecular function: long-chain fatty acid-CoA ligase activity.